AUGCCAAAUAUACAUAGCGUCGAGCACCAUCUCAAUCGGAGAUACUUCUAUGCCAGCGACUGGUCCGGCGGUGCCCGAUGGGCAUUUUUUGCCAUCUUCAUUGCCAUCAUUGUGAUCUGCGUCAUAGGUACAAUCCGAGUCAAUAAGAAAAGAAGCCGACAGGGCAUCCAGCCAAUCUACGGCACACGGUGGAUGACGCCUCCGUCGUAUUUCCAGUCUCAGGACCAGUACAACCAGCCAGCACGGGGAGAUGCAGAUAUACCCACUGCGUAUGUGCCCACAUAUACGGAGCAGGCGAACGCUAACGAUAUGGGCUACUAUGCACCAGACGGCACGUUCUACCCGAACCCCAAUUCUAAGGGCCCGAUUUUCCCCGAGUCGGCUCACCACAGGACAACCUCCAACGCCGACGGGCAGCCGCUUCUGCAAUUUGACCAAAAUGGAGUCAGGGUCUUUUCCGACGAAAUGACAGAAGAUUUCACGCGACCCACAGGCCCGCCUUCGGGCAUGACUGGUAUAAGCAGGGACGACACAGCUCCAAGCUCUGUGGACAUUUACGAAAGACCAGGCCAUCCUCCUCCAGGCGCCCGCUAG
Messenger RNA from Metschnikowia bicuspidata var. bicuspidata NRRL YB-4993, 594 nucleotides. Its product is annotated as resistance to Congo red protein. The record is from RefSeq and is a predicted model, not a curated record. Gene Ontology annotation, biological process: vesicle-mediated transport. The transcript has a single exon. The coding region runs from base 1 to 594 and encodes 197 amino acids. Lineage: Eukaryota; Fungi; Ascomycota; Pichiomycetes; Serinales; Metschnikowiaceae. Gene Ontology annotation, cellular component: intracellular membrane-bounded organelle.